Messenger RNA from Metarhizium acridum CQMa 102, 2055 nucleotides. Lineage: Eukaryota; Fungi; Ascomycota; Sordariomycetes; Hypocreales; Clavicipitaceae. The record is from RefSeq and is a predicted model, not a curated record.
AUGGACUUUCUAAAGAAUGCCGUGGCAUCUGCCAUUGCCACGGGGCCUCCCUUUCCAUACAACUUCGGAGAUAAAGUCGACAUUGACGAGUCCGUUUUCACUCUGUACAAUGGAACCAAGAGGAGAACUAUCAAGUUUAUUAAUACCGAUGCGUCGUCGAUCCACGGAAACCUCAAAGUGGGAUCUGUAUAUACGUCGGAAAGCGGAGAGUGGAAGCUGGGCGGGUUUGAAGUUUUGAGUAGCGUUAAAGACGACGAAUCUGCCAUCUAUACAUAUGGAAGCUUAGUACCCGAUUCAUCUCGCUAUGCGCCGCCAGAGUUGGCUCAAGGUGGAUGGGAUGUCAUCAAGAAGAACCCUCACUCAGCGGUAGACUCCUUCAGCUUUGGAGUACUGAUAUUCGAAACAUUUAACAAUGAGUACAACGGAAGCAGCCAAGCUGGCCAAACGAAGAACAUCCCUCCAACGAUGCAGUCAAGUUACAAGCGACUCUGCAAUGCUAAUCCCAAGGCUCGUAUUGCAGUAUCCGCCUUUCUCGAACAAGGGAACAGGACGGGGUCGUUCUUUGACAGCCCCUUGAUCAAAUUAACGGACGGCAUCGACAACCUCGGAAUGAAAUCUCCAAGUGAGAGAGAGGAAUUUUUGAGCGAUUUAGACCAACUCACUGACGAUUUCCCCGAAGAGUUCUUCAAAAUGAAGGUUCUACCAGAGUUGAUCAAGUCGGUUGAAUUUGGCGGCGGCGGCCCUAAGGCUCUCGGUGUCAUUCUGAAAAUCGCUGCCAACAUGUCCAACGACGAUUUUGAAACUAGGAUAACACCAUUCAUUAUCAAGAUGUUUGCAAACCCAGAUCGAGCUAUACGAGUAUAUCUACUGGACAAUCUACCGUUGAUAAUCGACCGACUCCCUCAAAAGAUUGUCAACGACAAGCUAUUCCCACAUAUAGUCACGGGAUUCACAGAUGUUCAACCAGUCGUUAGAGAGCAGACACUGAAGUCGGUUCUCCUUCUUAUUAGCAAGUUGUCUGAUAGGACCAUAAAUGGUGACCUGCUCAAGCACCUGGCGAAAACUGCAAACGACGAGCAGCCUGGUAUCCGAACAAACACCACUAUCUGCCUAGGAAAGAUUGCUAAACAUCUUGGAACAUCUUCUCGCUCCAAAGUUCUCAUCGCCGCAUUUACACGGUCCCUGAGGGACCCAUUCGUCCACGCCCGAAAUGCUGCUCUUAUGUCACUUGCCGCCACUGCAGAGUACUUCACCGAAGAGGACUGCGCCGUCCGCAUUCUCCCCUUAGUCUGCCCAUUGAUGAUUGAUAAGGAGCGAAUGAUUCGAGAUCAGGCAAAUCGCACCAUUGACUCGUAUCUUCAGAAGGUUCGCAAAGCUGCAUCGGCCAUGCCUGACACAGCCCUCCCCCCUCCGAAGGCGGGAGAAACGCAGCCUGCAAGAAUGGGGACGCCGCAGCAGAGCGGUUCUGCUGGCUGGACGGGUUGGGCAAUAUCUUCCUUCACUAAUAAGCUUUCGACUGCAGCCGGCGAUAUGCAGACAGCAAACGGCGGCUCGGGUGUCAACUCACCAAAACCAACCUCGUCACCUGGCCCUGAAACUAGACGAUUGCCAAGUACCUCUGCAUCUACUCGACACAAACAAGCUAUCAGCCCGCCGCCUCCCCAAACAUAUGGGACAACAUCACCGAGCGCCAGUGCAAUGGCAGAUGCCUUCUGGCAAGAUGACGGAUUUGAUGACGCAGGUGAUGCGUGGGGGGAAAUGGGAGACGAUGAUGAGGUUAUACCAUCGUCAACCACGAGCAAGGCCCCUGAAAAGGCUGUACCGUUUGAUGACGGAGAAGAACCAGAUUUUGCUGGGUGGCUAGCAGCCCAAGCACAGAAGAAGAAGCCCGGAUCAGCCAAACCACUACCCAAGGGCCUGUCAAAGUCGACGACGACGAAGAAACCAGCUGCCAAACCAACCGCAAAGCCUGCUGCUAAAGUACCGGCGGCCAAGAAGAUUGACAUGAAGCCGAAAGAGACCGAUGACGAUGAUGGAUGGGGGGAUGGGUGGUAA